Guyanagaster necrorhizus is the source of this 1509-nucleotide messenger RNA. Its product is annotated as nitrilase. The coding region runs from base 161 to 1228 and encodes 355 amino acids. NCBI's taxonomy places the organism in Eukaryota, Fungi, Basidiomycota, Agaricomycetes, Agaricales, Physalacriaceae. Gene Ontology annotation, molecular function: catalytic activity. The transcript has 8 exons. The record is from RefSeq and is a predicted model, not a curated record.
GCUUAGUUUCUGUGGAACCAGUCGUGAUAUGGAAUCUGCGUUCACACGGGCCAAGUGUAGCUUCACUAUCUAAUUGGCUAAGAUAUGGUGCCGUCAAUUCUCAUCAAAGAAAUAUAUAAAACACAGAGUCUAGUGGGAAUGUCGUAUUUUCAGUCCAAAGAUGCCUAUCUCACUUAAUCCAUCUCCCUCCAACACCCAGAUCUUCAAGGUCGCCGCCGUUCAAGCUGAACCGGUAUGGCUUGACCUUCAAGGCGGGGUUGAGAAGACAAUCCGAAUCGUUCACGAGGCGGCUGCCGAAGGUGCCAAGAUUAUCGGUUUCCCAGAAGUCUUUAUUCCUGGCUAUCCCUGGACUCCAUGGGCCAACAACUUUGUCGUUGCUCAAACUGUCCUCAAGCAGUAUCAAGCAAACUCGAUGUUUCUUCACUCCCCUGAAAUGGAUAGAAUCCGGGAGGCCGUCAAGGAAGCUGAAGUUAACAUAGUCCUCGGGUUCUCUGAGCGAGACGGAAGUUCUCUUUACAUCGCCCAAGUCACUAUUACAUCCGACGGCAACAUUGCAAACCACCGCCGCAAGAUCAAGCCCACUCAUUAUGAGAAAACCGUUUUUGGAGAUGGAAGCGCCCAGUCCAUCUACAAUGUAGUUCAGACGCCAUAUGGGAGGCUAGGAUCUUUGAAUUGUUGGGAGCACAUUCAGCCAUGGUUGAAGACCCACUUUUACUCUCAAUACCCCCAAAUCUUCGUGGGAGGAUGGUGGCCUGCAUUUCCACCUCUGACUGGCGGAUCGCCCUACAUUGUCAGUGGCGAAGCUUCCAGCCGGAUGAGUCAACUUGUGUCCAUGGAAGGUGGCCUAUUCGGAUUGGUUUGCUGUCAUGUCGUCAGCGAAGCAGGUGCUCGCAAAAUGAAAAUGCUCGGCUAUCCAUGGUUCACAUUCCCUGGUGGAGGCUUCUCCGUUAUAUAUGGUCCAGAUGGCGCUGCCUUAACCGCUCCUGUUGAUCCUGGGAAAGAAGUAGUCUUAUACGCGAAUAUUUCCCUGGACAAGAUUGAUGAAGUCAAACUCGUUGCGGACGUCAUGGGGAACUAUUCUCGGUUUGACCUCUUUCAUACUGUAGUUCACGGUAAAAACUGGAAGCCUGUUGCAUACCGUGACCCUGAAGAACAGCAUGCCGCCAAAGCUCAACAGGGAGAGAUUAACAAUGCGGGGAAUGGUUCAAUCACGCCUAGUAAAUUGUGAUUCAUCUGUCGAAUACGACGUACUGUGUCAUAUAUCAUCAAUUUGUACUCUCCCCUCCUUCAGUAUGGCUUCAAUCUUCGCAACUCUCGCGCAUUUCUCUCGAUCUCGGAUUCAUUUCCACUAUCGUCCGAAUCCUUGUCACCCGGUUCGAUUAACUGCAACUUCACAUCGAGCUCAUGCCUCAUUCUGAUACCCCUCUCCGCCAUUGUGUUGACAAAGGCGUGAAGCUCGUGGUAACUGAAGACGUUUCGCAAAUGGUCAAAAGCCAAAAGGUACAGGUC